AUGGGUCGGACGGUCGACCAGGAAGUUCACGCGGCGUUUGUCGAGUUCCGUGCCAAGGAAGACGAUAAGUGUCUUUCCGUACAGUGCAUCUACUGCCAGCAGAUCCGCGCAAAGAACACCUCGCGGCAGAAGCAGCACCUGCUCGAGUGUCCUGGUCUCCGCGGCGCCCAGGCUCAGCAAACCCAGCCUACCCAAGCAGCUCCGAAUGGCAUCGCCGCUGCAAAUGGAUACCCUCCGAAUCCCAACGCCGCAGGCGCGGCCGCCCCAGGGCCCCCUCCAGGGCAUGGCGCCCUGGCAACUCCUGGAGCCGGUAUGAUGCCAAACGGCGUCGGUCCCCAUGCGACUCCCAUGCAGACACCUCUCCAGACCCUGGCCGGCCGCCCCUCAUUGCCAGCUACCGGUCCUGUUGCUGGCCCUGCGACAGGUGGGCCUCCGCCGCCUGCGCGUACGACCCCGAAAGCGAAGCCGAAGAGCUCAACCUCGAGCCUCCCCGCCCCUCCUCUCGAUGACGUUCACGCUGCGUUUGUUGAGUUCCGUGCCAAGGAGGAAGACAAGUGUCUCUCCGUGCAGUGCAUCUACUGCCAACAGGUCCGCGCAAAGAACACCAGCCGACAGCGCCAGCAUCUCCUGGAGUGCCCGACAUACCUUAGCGUUAUGAAGGACUCGAUUCCUGCAAACAACCUCCUGCACACAUUCCCCGAGGGCGAAAUCGCCCGCUCGCUGUCGCUCCCGUCACCUACCCUCGAGCUGGACUUUCGUUUGAGCCUCAAGAUAAACCCCAAGGUCGGAGUGGGCCCAGGCAUCUGGGGCCACAGGGACUGGGUCACCUUUGUUGGUGGACAGUGGGCUGGUAGAUGGGGCAAGGGUGUGGUCGUGCCUGGUGGACAAGACUCUCAAGUCAUGACGAAGGAUUCCACAAGCAUGCGCGCAAACUUCCUCCUCCAGACCGCAGACGAGCCCCCGGCGUUCAUUGUCGUCAAGACCAAUGGAUGGCUUACGGGCGCCAAAGACGUGCUAGACAAGCUCGGCGACCCUACAAUGGCGGACGGGAUUAACCCUAACUCUUACAAGUAUCGUGUGAACCUGUCCAUGGAGACAGGCGAUGACCGCUAUACUUUCCUCAACACCCUGAUGUGGAUCUCCAGCGGCUGCCGCCGAGGUCAAGAAAUCAUUUUGGACGCCUUCCGCGUUAACUGA
Aspergillus calidoustus is the source of this 1197-nucleotide messenger RNA. The record is from the annotation of a GenBank genome assembly. Lineage: Eukaryota; Fungi; Ascomycota; Eurotiomycetes; Eurotiales; Aspergillaceae.